Messenger RNA from Sugiyamaella lignohabitans, 507 nucleotides. It is a transcript of the gene UBC8, whose product is annotated as E2 ubiquitin-conjugating protein UBC8. The coding region runs from base 1 to 507 and encodes 168 amino acids. Gene Ontology annotation, cellular component: nucleus. The record is from RefSeq and is a predicted model, not a curated record. Gene Ontology annotation, biological process: ubiquitin-dependent protein catabolic process; protein polyubiquitination. The transcript has a single exon. Gene Ontology annotation, molecular function: ubiquitin conjugating enzyme activity. NCBI's taxonomy places the organism in Eukaryota, Fungi, Ascomycota, Dipodascomycetes, Dipodascales, Trichomonascaceae.
AUGAGUGACUAUGAAGUGACACUCGUCAAUGAUAACAUGCAAGAAUUCUUUGUUAAGUUUAAGGGUCCGUCUGAGACACCGUUUGACGGAGGCGCAUGGAAGAUUCAUGUCGAGCUACCAGACCAGUACCCGUACAAGAGCCCAUCAAUUGGAUUUGUGAACAAAAUCUUCCAUCCGAAUAUCGACGAGCUUAGUGGUUCAGUGUGUUUAGAUGUAAUCAACCAGACAUGGAGCCCUAUGUUUGACAUGGUCAACAUUUUUGAAGUUUUCCUGCCGCAGUUGCUGCGAUAUCCCAACCCGACAGAUCCUCUUAAUGGUGAAGCCUCGGCAUUACUCCUUCGUGAGCCCAAGGCCUAUGAGAAGCGUGUCCAGGAGUAUGUUAAGUUGUAUGCAUCGGGCGAGGCGCUCAACAACACUGAUGACAAUUCUGAUAGCGACAUGGAAAUGAGCUCAGUGGGCUCGUUUGACUCGGACGACGAUGAAGCUGCUGGCCAAAUGGAAGUUUGA